Molecule: messenger RNA, 4458 nt
Organism: Cherax quadricarinatus
Lineage: Eukaryota; Metazoa; Arthropoda; Malacostraca; Decapoda; Parastacidae
Product: gastrula zinc finger protein XlCGF57.1
Source: RefSeq, a predicted model, not a curated record
CUAGCUCUUCACUCCAGGUAUGGUGUACGCUGCUAUGACUCCCAGAUGAUACACCCGAGUUGUGCCGGCACCACCAGGCUCUGCUGCACUGAGUUCUCAGCAGUGAUUGCCUAGCAACAGUACCAGUCGAGAAGUGUCCUGUGUUACGUGCCAGAAGAAGUCCUGUCCAUUUGCCGAGUACUGCCGAUGCCUCACUCAAGGGCACCAGCAGGUUGUGCCCCAGGUUGAGUGAACCCUGCAGUGACUACUCCACAAUGACUGUUUCACCAUUCCAGAUGAGACCAUACCCUGAUAUGUCAUAGCUCAGGCACAGCAAUGUCUCCUGAUGUGUUACAGAAUCUGUCCAGAUGCAGGAAGGCAUGCAGUGACACCCACCAAGGCUCAAUGUUAUGGACCAAGAUGUUCUAGCACACCCCUCUUUCUUUUAUCUUCCCUUCCAGUAGGAAUUUUUUUUUUGUCCAUGUCCACAUGAAUAUAUAUGUUUAUUUUGUGUUUUGUGCCCUGUUCCAACGAGAAAGAGACUUGAGUUUUUUUUUUCAGUUGGCACGGUCGAGGGCAAUUAUUAGGUAGCGUGAUCUGAGUAUGCCUAUGCAUUUCUAAUUGACAUACUUCCCACUAGAAGGAGUGCUGGCCAUGGCCUAGUUUUUAAAGUUUCCACCAGAGGGCAGGCACUAGAGUUCUACCCUCGCUGCUUUCCCUAUUCCUCACUUGGCUCCACCUCAUCCUAGAGACAAGAAGUGUACUCCCCCUCACUAUGCCGGGCCUGGCCUCAGGGUCACCUUAACAAUGGCUGAGCCUUAUACCUGAAGAAUUCAUUCAUGUUGGCAGCCUCCAGUGUCAUGAAGCUUAUAUGAAUGCCAGAAAUACACCACAUACUGUAUUGUGUAUCAGCGGUGUGUUUCAUGGUGUCAGAAAUGCUGCAUAUAUGUCAACAUCUGAAGCUGACUUCAACAUCCUGUUAAUACUGAUAUGGUAUGUUUUGGAAACAGUCAUUUUGUAACUAAAAGAUAUCUUGGAACUCUUUAAUGUUCCAGUUUGAUCAGAUAUUUACAAUAUAAAGCUUAGUAUCAUGUCAUUAAUUAGAAUGUAUCAAUACCUGAAAAUAAUGCAUCAUUAUUCUUGGUAAAACGUUUAUUUAUUACAUGUGCCAUUUACACAGUAAAUAAGUAUUCUUGGUCAUGUCAUUUCUCAACUCAUUGUCAGCUGUACUUUCAACAUAUAUAGAGUGUAUGUAUACACAUUGUCAGCCGUAAAUAUAACUUACACAACCUGUGUGUACUCAGUGUCAGCUCUAACUAUAACUUACACAGCCUGUGUGUGUACAAAGUGUACAAAUUACCUUGUGUUUAUUGUUAAACCUUGUAUAUGCAAAAAAAUUAAUUGGAAGUAAAGCAAUCAGAAUAGUGUAAAAUGUUAGGGGUUUUUGUUCACUUUGAGGAUGAGAACGAUAAAGAAAUCAUAUAAUUUGAUCUGUCUCUUAUAACAAAUAAUAUAGUGUAAGAAGACUGCAGCAUAGACAAAUGUUUCCCAUUUGAAUUCUAAAAAUUACUGGUAUAAAACUAUCUUUGUAAUGCAAAUUAUUUACUAACAAAUUUUUUAUCAACCCAUGUAGCAUACUCCAAAUACUUGUGAAAGUAAACAUUACUAAUAAACACUGAAAUUUAAGUUUAUACAGGAGGAAGCUUUAUCAGUGCUCAUUACCAAAAUAAAAAGUGGCAGUCUUGCACACUCCAAUCUAUUGAUUGCCUCAGCAAAAUUUGCCAUUGACUUUCCCAACAAUUACUGCCUCAAUGGCUCAGCCUCCAACAGUGAUUAUCCCAGCAACAACUGCCUUGAUGGCUCCACCUCCAGCAACAACUGCCUUGAUGGCUCCACCUCCAGCAUCAACUGCCUUGAUGGCUACACCACCAGCAACAACUGCUUUGAUGGCUCCACCUCCAGCAGCAACUGCCUUGAUGGCUACACCACCAGCAACAACUGCUUUGAUGGCUCCACCUCCAGCAGCAACUGCCUUGAUGGCUACACUGCCAGCAACAACUGCUUUGAUGGCUCCACCUCCAGCAACAACUGCCUUGAUGGCUACACCACCAGCAACAACUGCUUUGAUGGCUCCACCUCCAGCAGUAACUGCCUUGAUGGCUACACUGCCAGCAACAACUGCUUUGAUGGCUCCAUCUCCAGCAGUAACUGCCUUGAUGGCUACACCACCAGCAACAACUGCUUUGAUGGCUCCACUUCCAGCAACACCUGCCUCGAUGGUGCCACCUCCAGCAAUGAUUGAAUCAAGUGCCUCUUUGACCCAGUUUCCAGCCAAGAUUCACACCAGUGUUGUUAUGAAAAAAUCUGCAGUAAUGCAAAUGAGAGAUGAUGAAGAAGAGAAUACAUAUUGGUGUUCAAAAUGUUUUAAAAAAUUCUCAAACCAAGCUAACCUAGUGACACACAUGAGAAAUCACAAAAUUAAAAAAACGUAUCAGUGUUCGGAGUCCCUGAAAAAAAAUUUGGUCAAAUCUAAUCUAAUGAAACACAGAACACACAAAGCUAAGAAACCAUAUAAGUGUUCAGUUUGUAAAAAAAGAUUAGCAUGCAGAGCUACUCUAGUGACACAUAUGAGAAUUCACACUGGAGAAAAACCAUUUAAGUGCUCACUGUGUCUAAAAGAAUUUGCAUGCAGAUCUUAUCUAGUGAUACACAUGAGAUCUCACACAGGAGAGAAACCAUAUAAGUGUUCAGUGUGCCUUAAAAGCUUUGCUUGCAGUUCUUCUGUAGCAUCACACAUGAAAAUUCAUACAGGAGAGAAACCCUUUAAAUGUUCAGUGUGUCUAAAAGAAUUUUCAUGCAAAUCUUCUCUAGUGCCACACAUGAGGAUUCACACAGGAGAGAAACCAUAUAAGUGUUCAGUGUGCCUUAAAAGCUUUACUUGCAGUUCUUCUUUAUCAUCACACAUGAAAAUUCACACUGGAGAGAAACUUUAUAAAUGUUCCUACUGUCUAAAAGCUUUUCUAAGAAGAUCAUGUGUAGAGAAUCACAUAAGGUCCCACACAGGGGAGAUGCCCUUCCUGUGUUCAGUGUGUCAUAAAAAAUUUAGAUACAAAUCUUCUCUUGAGGCACACAUGAAAGCUCACACACAGCUUAAACCAUACCAGUGUUUGGUGUGUCUAAAAGACUUUUCAAGAAAAUCUGUGUUGGUGACACGUAUGCGAGCUCUAACUGAAACCAAACCAUAUCAGAACUCAGAGUGUCUGAAAUGUUUUAUGCAAAAAGCUAAUCAUGUUAGACAUAUACGGAUUGAUUCAGAAGUUAAACCAGAUCAGUAAUAAGAGACUUCAAGAUCUUUAAACAUAAUCUGAUCCCUUUCUCUUGUUCAAAGCUAAAUGCCCCUAACUUCUCACAACAGCAGAAAAGUGCUUGUAUCUUAUUUUCAUAACAUUAGUUUUGGUUACAAUAUACCUUUCAUUUGGUUUAGCUUUGAUAGUCAACCAGUGCAUACUAAUGAUGCUGACAAUGAUCACACAUGCUGUGUAAGGUUUAGGAAAUUUAAGCUGUAACUGGGCAGUAAUUAGAACUGAGGAGUUAAUGUCAGAUUCAUUCUCUGUGACAUAUGACAUUAUUUAUGUAAAAUUAAGUUUGUAGGAAGAUUUUUGAUUUUAUCAUAUAAGUUUAUGUUUGUUAAGAUUAUUUAUUGUGCUUUAAACCUUAACCUGCCCAGAUGUAGAUUUACGUUUGAUUUUACAUGCUUUAUGUGAAAAAACGUAGAUCUACAUUUGGAGCGCUACGCACGUCAAUGUAGAUCUACAUUUGGACAGUUUAAGGGUUAAGAGGUGAUUUAUAUUAGUGAGAAAGCUAAUUUUUGUAAAAGAAUUGAUUUCUGUCAGACACUUGAUUAAUGUAACAUUUCAAAUUUCUCUGAGGCAAAUGAUUUGUGUAUUGAUUCAUUAUUGGUGGGAAUCGGCCAGUGUCAUAAUAAAAAAAAUAUUUGUAAAACUUUGCAGUGCUUUAUGUCCAUUAGGGUUUAACACUUUUCAGAUAUAAAAUAAAACCAUAUCACAGUUUCUAAGAUUAAUUGUAAUCAACCUGUGCCAGUAACACAUGAGAACUAACACAUGAGAACUAACACGUGAGAACUAACACAUGAGAACUAACACGUGAGAACUAACACAUGAGAACUAACACAUGAGAACUAACACAUGAGAACUAACACAUGAGAACUAACACACGAGAACUAACACAUGAGAACUAACACAUGAGAACUAACACAUGAGAACUAACACACGAGAACUAACACAUGAGAACUAACACACGAGAACUAACACAGAACUAACACAUGAGAACUAACACGUGAGAACUAACACAUGAGAACUAACACGUGAGAACUAACACAUGAGAACUAACACAUGAGAACUAACACAUGAGAACUAACACGUGAGAACUAACACACGAGAACUAACACAUGAGAACUAA